This is a messenger RNA of Larimichthys crocea (large yellow croaker), 1886 nucleotides long. RefSeq names its product lathosterol oxidase. Gene Ontology annotation, biological process: lipid biosynthetic process. The record is from RefSeq and is a predicted model, not a curated record. Gene Ontology annotation, molecular function: oxidoreductase activity; iron ion binding. The transcript is spliced from 5 exons. The coding region runs from base 111 to 968 and encodes 285 amino acids. Lineage: Eukaryota; Metazoa; Chordata; Actinopteri; Sciaenidae.
CGUGACGCGAUAGGUAGUCAGUCCUGAUUGGUUGCUCGGCUCGCCUUUAGCCGAGGACGAUCCCCUCCACGCUGUUCCGGAACACGAGCACCCUACGCAGAGAUUCAACCAUGGAUCUUGUGCUGAAUGUUGCGGACUAUUACUUCCUUACCCCGUAUGUAUACCCUACAUCGUGGCCUGAGGACGGGGCCCUGCGGCAGAUUAUCAGCCUGUUAGUAGUGACAAACCUCGGUGCUGCAGUCCUGUACCUGGGCCUGGGAGCCAUUAGUUACUAUUUCAUCUUUGACCACAAUCUGAAGAAACACCCGCACUAUUUAGAGAAUCAGGUUCAGAGGGAAAUCAAAUAUGCAAUGACCUCUCUGCCCUGGAUCAGCAUUCCCACAGUGGCCUUGUUUUUUGCUGAAGUUCGAGGAUACAGCAAACUGUUUGACAAUGUCAGUGACUGUCCGCUGGGUUGGCCUGGUCUCUUCUUGAGUAUGAUCUCUUUCCUGCUUUUCACUGACAUGUGUAUCUACUGGAUUCAUCGGUUCCUACAUCAUAAGCUUAUUUACAAGCUCUUUCACAAACCACACCACAUAUGGAAGAUCCCCACUCCUUUUGCCAGUCAUGCCUUUCAUCCGGUAGACGGCUUCCUGCAAGGACUCCCAUACCACAUUUACCCUUUCCUCUUCCCCCUGCACAAAGUGCUCUACUUGGCCCUGUACGUUUUCGUCAACAUCUGGACCAUUUCUAUCCACGAUGGUGACUAUCGUGUCCCCAGUGCCCUGACAAGUGUCAUCAAUGGCUCAGCUCACCACACAGACCACCACCUUUUCUUCGACUACAAUUAUGGCCAAUACUUUACACUGUGGGACCGUGUGGGACGCUCCUACAGACACCCAUCGGCUCUGAUGGGCAAGGGUCCCCAUGAUCUGAUCCGGAAACUUCAAGCAGAGGGAAAGACAGAGAAAACCCUAAAGGACAAGUGAAUGGACAUUCUCAGAGAGGCGUCCCACGUAAGGAGGGGUAAUAGUAGGGGAAUUUAUGAUUAAUUACAAAAAGUGAUAUCUAUUUUUAUAAAGACAAUGUACUACAUUCAUGUUAAAGUCCUAUUCGCACUGGACUAUUUUACCACAUCUGUGUUUCAUGCAACACAUUCAUAUGUCAUUAGUAAAAGUUUGUAUUUUACUAACAAUGGACGCAUGAAGAGACACUUUUCAUUGCUGUGUGGGGUGAACCAUGUUAGCACAAGAUUAGAUCGAAUGGUGCACAACUACAGUAUACUCACAAAAACAUCUAUCCGCAUGCAGGUCAUUUCAUAAUUUUUCGAGAUUUCGCUCUUCUGAUGGAUUUUAGUUCGCUCUAUCUCCAAAUGGAUCUCCAUGCUGUAGUCUGCUGAAUUUGCGUCCAAAAUGUUCUUGAAACUUAUUUGUAAGUGCCAACACAGCCUCUGUUUUUCACAACUGAGAAAGAGGCAGAUCAGUGCAGACACAACAGAAUCAGCAAUAUGUUAGAAAUCAUAGUCUAGGAAUGAACCUAUUGUAUAAUUUGAGCUUGUUCACUAUACUUGCCAAACAUUGCCAAUUGCCUGUUGUGAGCGUGAUUGAUUAGAUUUCAGGACUGGUGUUACAAGGGUCGAUUGUGAAUGCAUACUAGAUUUAAAGUACUCUUCAAACACUCUGGGUUACAGAGAUAUUAGCCCAGUUUUACAUAAAUAAAUCCUCUAAGUCUGACAGAAAAUACUGAAAUUACAUAGAGAUUUACUUACAGGACAACCAGCAGGCUAACACAUUUCCCUUUAAAGGAAAGGCUCUAGUCCAUCCAGCAGAAAGGUUGUGCCUUCUGAUUGGAGCAGUUGGUUGUACAAGGCUAUUUUGCCAAGCAAUAAAAACAAGCAUUCAAAAAAU